Molecule: messenger RNA, 1557 nt
Organism: Linum trigynum
Lineage: Eukaryota; Viridiplantae; Streptophyta; Magnoliopsida; Malpighiales; Linaceae
Source: the annotation of a GenBank genome assembly
AUGGAGGAUGAGGUUAAGCCAGUCAGGCAGCCACAGAGGAGAUUGUCUCCUAACUUGGAGGCAGUGGUCCGGGCAGAGAUUGUGAAGCUCAUGGAUGCAGGGAUCAUCUUUGCUAUAUCUGAUAGCAAGUGGAUGCUGGAGAGGUUGGGUGGCCAUGAGUUCUAUUGCUUCCUGGAUGGCAUGUCUGGUUACUUCCAGAUUCCUAUCGCUCCGGAGGAUCAGGCGAAGACCACAUUCACUUGCCCCUUCGGUACCUUUGCUUACCGGAGGAUUCCAUUUGGGCUGUGUAAUGCACCGGCGACCUUCCAGAGAUGCAUGCUGGCGAUCUUCGACCGACUGGUUGGAGAGAUCAUGGAAGUCUUCAUGGAUGACUACUCGGUUUAUGGAGACUCCUUCUCUCAUUGCCUCCAUAACCUGGAACUCGUUCUGAAGAGGUGUGAAGAGACGAAUCUGGCACUCAGCUGGGAGAAGUGCCAUUUUAUGGUUCGUGAGGGUAUUGUGCUCGGGCACAAGAUCUCCAAGCAGGGGAUUGAGGUGGAUCGCGCGAAGAUUGAGACGAUCAGUCAGCUACCUCCUCCUGUUUCUGUGAAGGGGAUUCGCAGCUUUCUAGGUCAUGCAGGCUUCUACCGGCGCUUCAUCAAAGAUUUCUCGAAGAUUGCCCUGCCUUUGACCAAGCUGCUAGAGAAGGAUGCACCAUUCCAGUUCACUCCCGAGUGCACAGCUGCAUUUGAGACUCUGAAGGAGAAGCUGACCCAUGCCCCUAUCAUGGUAACUCCUGACUGGUCUCUCCCUUUUGAGCUGAUGUGCGAUGCGAGUGACUAUGCAGUCGGAGCAGUUAUGGGUCAGAGACGCGAGAAGCACUUCCAGCCCAUCUACUACGCGUCGAAGACCUUGAACGAUGCACAGGAGAACUACACCACCACUGAGAAGGAGCUCCUCGCUGUGGUGUAUGCAUUUGACAAGUUCCGGCCAUAUCUGGUGCUCUCACAUGUGGUGGUCUACACAGAUCACUCGGUGAUUCGCUACUUGAUGAGCAAGGCUGAUGCAAAGCCUCGGCUCAUCCGCUGGAUCCUGCUUCUGCAGGAAUUCGACAUAGAGAUCCGGGACAAGAAAGGAGCCGAGAAUGUUGCAGCAGAUCAUCUUUCACGGUUGGAAGCCCCUCCGGUGGACAACUUCGUGGAAGAGAUCGAUGACUCCUUCCCGGGUGAGCGAUUGCUGGCUAUGACACUGGUGGACAGCGUGACCCCGUGGUAUUCUGACUUUGCCAAUUAUCUGGUGGGCAAGCAGUUACCCAAGGGGAUGGCUACUCAUGCAAAGCGCAAGUUCUUCUCCGAUCUGAAGCACUACUUCUGGGAGGAUCCUUACCUCUUCAGAAUCGGAGCAGACGGCGUGAUCCGGCGCUGUGUCAUGGAGCACGAGAUGGGAGACAUCCUUUAUCAAUGCCACGAGGGACCUACAGGAGGUCACCAUGGAGGAAACUGCACGGCGCGGAAGGUGCUACAGUCGGGCUUCUAUUGGUCCUCGCUCUUCAAGGAUGCAGACUCCUUCGCACGCUAG